AUGUUUAAAAAAAUUAGAUUUAAAGAUAUAUAUAUUCAAACAUAUUAUUUUUUAUCAACCGUUGAAUAUUUGCCAAAUAAUAAUAAAGGUAUCAUCGGUGCUAAAAAUAAUAUAUUAAUGUUUGAAAACCAUAUUAAUGAUUUUUUUGAAUAUACAGGAAGGCAAACACAAGCUAAUAAAAAUGAUCCAUUUUCUCAAAACUUUUUUUCUAUACCUGCUACUAGUAUUGCUUCUGAACAAGCAUUUAGUUGUACAGAUCAUAUUAUCAAUAAUAGUCACACUUUGUUGGAUCCAGACACG
Molecule: messenger RNA, 300 nt
Organism: Dentiscutata erythropus
Lineage: Eukaryota; Fungi; Glomeromycota; Glomeromycetes; Diversisporales; Gigasporaceae
Source: the annotation of a GenBank genome assembly